AUGAGAAGAGAGAAACAAAUAAGGGUUUAAACUAUGAGUGAUGAACAUACAUCUCCUGUAAAACUACCAUCUGUGUAUUAGAUCAAUAAGACAAUAUAAGGAGAAGAUGGAACUGUAUAAAUAAUUAAGGUAUAAUAGAUAUUUGCAAUGAAUCAAUUAAUGAGUAGAGCAAACAUUGGUACAAGUAAUAAGACUUUUAGAACUUUAUCAAAGAUUUCAAAUGAGUAGAGUGAAAGAAAGGAUUUGUAAUUAUUAUAAUAAUGGAUUGAUGUAUGUAAUUUACAUAAUUAUUAAGUCAAUGGUGCAACAGAUUCAAAAGCAACAUUUCUAUAAUAUAACUGAAUUCUAUGAUAAAAUGGAGUUGAUUUAUUCUGGUUCAAUAGGAUAGCUUUGUUAAUAGUUGUCUGUAAAAUGCAAUGACUAUUCUUAAUUGAUUGAUAAGAUAUGGACACAAUUUACAAGUACUGUGAAAGAGAUUAUAGAUAAAUAAUCUAAAACAAAUCGUAAAUUGGAAAAAGAGAGUUUGGCUAAUACAAUUAAGGUUCAUGAGAGGUAUUAGAACUCAAUGACAGAGAAGGUAUAAAGAUUAUAAGAAGCAGAAAAAUAAUUGAAACGUAAUAUAGAAUAUGUAGAAAAAUUGAAUAAAGAGAAUAAAUAUUUACGUAAGAAAACUAUAACAUUUCAAACAUAAAUUACAAGUCUUAAUAAUGAUAUUGAAUUGUUGAAAUUGCAAUUAUAAGAUAUAAAUAAAGAAAAUGAAACACUUAAAUUAUUUUAAUAAGUAAGACAUACUACAGAAAAUAUAACAGCUGAUUAUGAAGAAGAAUUAUAUAAAGCAAAAAAAGAAAUAUUUGAUGAUUUUAAAUUAGUAUUUGAAGAAUAGACUCGUAAAUUUGAAGAAGCAUAUCAUAAUAAAAUGUUAGAAUUAGAAAGAGGAAAUGAUGAUAAAGCUUAAAAAGAUGAAAAUUUAAUGGAAUAAUAUGAAGAGAUACUUUUUAAAGAUAAAUGUGUUGGUAAUCAUAUACAAUUUAUAGAUUCAUAAUCAGAUACAACAGAGUAUAUAUAUAAAUAUAAAUAUAUAUAGUUUAAUAUAAACUUAAGAUUGUUCAGUUUAAACUAUUUAUUAAAAGAAAAAAUUCUAUGAAUAGGAAACUCAGACAUUACCACCUUAAACUAAUAAUUAAGCUUGUGAAGCCAAUUAUGCACUUAUUAAAAGAGAAUGUAUACCAAGAAAUAAUGAUGAAUAAACAUAUUUAGAAAUGUCAAGAUAUCCAAUUAAAGCAUUUAUUGAUGAUUACUAUCAAUUAUAUAUAGAGAGAGUAGAAAUUGAAAAGAAGACAUUUCCUGAUAUAUUUGAAAGUGUUCUCGAUCAACUUAAAUUUAGAUCAUCUCAAUUAUUUAAUAUUAUGAAAAUGAAAGAAGAAUUCUAUUCAGAUGAUUUUAUUGAAGUAGAUAAAUAUGUAUAGAGUUCUUAUUCAGUAUUUGUAUUUUUAACUCAUCACUUUCAAGAUAUAAUUCAUAAAUUAAAGGAUGAAUUGAUUGCUCGUAAAAUCUAAAUAUAUGAAACUUAAAUUGAUUGUAAAUAAGCUAUAAGAUAAAAAAAUCAAGUUUAAAAGAGAUUAGAUAUAUUGAGUAAUAAAUACUAAUAGUAAGUUAAGAAUUAUAAUUUUAUUGAAAAACAAUUUAAAUAAAUUUCUAGAUUCAUUCCUUAAUAUCAUUAAGAUUAAAUACGUCGUAAAGCAAACAAACAUAAAAUUCAUUUAGAAUUCCCUAAAGCAUAUUCUCCAACUCCUAAUCCUAUGAUUGCAAGUAUUAAUAAUUUGAGCAAUUUGAAUCCUCCACAAUAACAGGUAUUUAUUAAUAGUUCCACUUCUCUUUUACCUCCUUAACAUUAAAGUACUAGUCCAAAUUUAUUGUUAUCUACAAAUCCUAAACAUUCAUUUGGAUUCUUCCCUCCAAUGACACCUCUGGAACCCUAAUAAGAUAAUAGUCUCCCAUAACGUAAUUCUUUAGUUGAAUUGAGUUAUGAUUCACCAGAAGCUCCUGAAAUGCUUUCACCUCAAAAACCCCAAAUAACAUUAAAUUGUAUCUAAUUUAUAUUAUCUAAGUCUUUCCUGAUAAUAAAUUCGAAGAUUCAUCUAGUUCUUCUUCUGAAGAAGUAGAUUUAUCUGAAUGUUUGAAUCCUGUAAAGAAUCUACUUUCAAUAGAAAAGAAAUUGUUUGUUAGUAGAUGUCCAAGUAAAAAUACAUAAAUUGCAACUUAAACAUUAUUAUAAGAAAUUCAAUAAUUUAGAAGAGAUAAAAUAGAAAAUAUUGUAACUUAAGGUACAUUAAUAAAAACUUUAUCUAAUUUUGUAUCUUGGUGUUUAAAAUUUAAUAAAUUCAAUUAUCCUAUGCAUGUCUAAUUAUAUGAAUAUUUUUCUAGUGAGAAUUAAUCAUAACCAUAGAAUGUUUGGUUAGGUAAAGUAGCAAGAGUGAUUAAAUCAGUAAUCUAUUAUAAAAGAAAGAAUGAUUCAGCCAGACUAUUUCAUGCAAUGUUGGUCGGAGAUGUACUUAAUCUUAUCUAUACACUAAUUAGUUAAGUUUCCUGAUUUACUUAUAAAUCUUGAGCAACAUAUAAAACAUCAAUUUCUAAGACACUGGAAUCUCAGUUCUACAAUCCUAAUUAGCUGAUCAUAUAAAGAGUUUAUAGAAAUCACCUCAAUAUAUUGAUUAUGAUUAAGAGAUCUCUCAUCAUUUAGGACCUAUGUAAGAUAUCAAAAUUUAAGAAUUAUUACUUAAAUAUUCUAUGAUAUUGUAAAUAUUUGCAGAAGAAGGUGAAAGAUUAACUUAGAAUUAAUUUCGAUUACUCAUGCUUGAACUUGAAAGUAAAAAAGAAGAAUAAUACUAUAUAAAUAUGUUUAAUUCUGAAUGUGAUAUUGAAUAAUCUUCUAUAUAAUACAUGUCAUUUUAAAGAUUUGCUGUAAUUUGUGAAGAACUUCAAUUAUUAUAAGGAUUAGAUGAAUAUUUAGCUAAAAAUGAUGCUUAAUAUUUUAAGGAUUAAGAUCUAUGGAAAGUAAGAGAAAUAGAAUUAAAAUUAAUGCUUAUUAGAAGUCAUAAUUAUGAUGCAUCUGAAAGAGAUCUUUUUUAUAGAAUGAAUAAAUUACAUUAACCAUCUUAACGUAUAAUAUUAGGUAGAUUUUUGGAAAGAAGAGCAAAAGAGUUAUUACUAUAGAAAUAUACAUUAGAAUGUUUGGCGCCAUUUAUGUUACUUUUCGAAUCAUGA
Paramecium primaurelia is the source of this 3264-nucleotide messenger RNA. NCBI's taxonomy places the organism in Eukaryota, Ciliophora, Oligohymenophorea, Peniculida, Parameciidae. The record is from the annotation of a GenBank genome assembly.